GCCAAGCCUUUUCCAUUUCUAUUUUCUUUCAAUCAAGGAAGGUAUAUUAUUCUGGUCCCAGCGUUUCGCAUUUAGGCGAUCCAGAGGUACGCCUUCUCCGAUUCCCGUUCACCUCCAAAUCGACCUCUUUCUUCUAUCAAAAACACGGUUAAGCAAUUCCACUAGGGAAUUUCCCAACCUCCCAUCCGCUGACGAAGGAUUAAAUCCGUGUCCUCUUCAAUCCUACGCUAGCGUGCGCUUGUUUUGUUUGAGGUUGCACCCUUUACGAUCUCGACCGAGCACUUCACGGACUGCAACGAGCCUCUUCCUCGCUUCGCUUGCUGCUGAUCAAGACUCGGCAGCUAUCAGGUUGUUUGAAGGGACAAGAACUUCAAUUUGGACACAAGAUGCUCUUUGGAGGAUUUAAUUACCAUGGGAAUUCAUUUGAGCAGUCUUACCUUUGCUAUCCAGCUUCAUUCAUUGAUAAGCCUCAACUGGAGAUGGGGGAUAAAAUCAUAAUGCCACCCUCUGCUCUUGACCGUCUUGCUUCUUUACAUAUUGAUUAUCCGAUGUUAUUUGAGUUGCACAAUGGUGCAACAGAAAGAGUUUCUCACUGUGGUGUUCUAGAAUUUAUAGCAGAAGAAGGAAUGAUAUACAUGCCAUAUUGGAUGAUGCAAAAUUUACUUCUGCAAGAGGGAGAUAUUGUCCGUGUCAAAAAUGCAACCCUCCCAAAGGGUACAUAUGUGAAGCUGCAGCCUCAUACAAAAGACUUUCUGGAUAUUUCAAACCCCAAGGCUAUCUUGGAAACAACUUUAAGAAACUUCUCUUGUUUGACGACCGGUGACAGUAUAAUGGUAGCAUACAACAAUAAGAAAUACUACAUAGAUAUAAUCGAAACAAAGCCCUCAUCUGCAAUCAGCAUUAUUGAGACCGACUGUGAGGUUGAUUUUGCACCGCCUCUUGAUUAUAAAGAACCAGAGCGGCCACAAGCUUCUGUACCUACAAGCAAAAAAGUGGAACAAGCUCAUGAACCACAAAAUGAAGCUGAAGUUGAAAGAAAAUUUACUGCGUUUACUGGCUUUGGAAGAAGGCUGGAUGGAAAGCCAGCAAAGGAGGUUUUCUCAAGCGAUUCUUCACCAAUGCAAGACAAAAAGUCUGAAACUGCAAGUAGUACGAAGCCAAUAUCACCUUCAACUUCCGAGGCCAGCACUUCCCGCCAAACUAAGGGGAAGCUUGUUUUUGGUUCAAAUGCAAACCGUGCUCCAAAAGAAGGCCAGGUUGCCCCUAAGGAAACAAAAGAACCUGCAAAGGAAGAAGAACCGAAGUUCCAGCCAUUUACUGGGAAGAAAUAUUCAUUGAAGGGUUAAACAACUGCCCUAGAAUGUUAAAAAGGUUUCUAUAAAGUCUCUCUUACUCGAAAAAUAUUUCUAAUACUUCUAAUGUAUGACUUAAA
Zingiber officinale is the source of this 1432-nucleotide messenger RNA. RefSeq names its product ubiquitin fusion degradation protein 1 homolog. NCBI's taxonomy places the organism in Eukaryota, Viridiplantae, Streptophyta, Magnoliopsida, Zingiberales, Zingiberaceae. Bases 387 to 1346 code for a protein of 319 amino acids. Gene Ontology annotation, cellular component: VCP-NPL4-UFD1 AAA ATPase complex. Gene Ontology annotation, molecular function: polyubiquitin modification-dependent protein binding. The record is from RefSeq and is a predicted model, not a curated record. The transcript has 10 exons.